GGUCUGGAUGCUAGCAAUCUGGAUGCGUCAUCCGUGUCAUUAGGAUCUCUUAAUAGAUCUGGAAGUACUCGACGAAUUGGAAGCAAAAAUGGAAGAGGCUGCGCAAGCGUUCCUCAAGGCACGCAACAGGAUUUAGAUAAAAUGCGAAGUGAUCUUGUCUCGAACGAAUGGGACCGACGAACAAACGGAUUAAAGAACUUUGCGGAGCUAGUGGCCAAAAACGCUCAAACGGCAAUGUCAGACACGAAACUCGUCGAGGCAUUUGUUUGCCGAACAUCCGACAUCAACUCCAAAGUAUCGCUCGAUGCCAUGGAAAUACUGAUCACUGUGCUUCCAACGCUUGCCGGGUAA
Molecule: messenger RNA, 351 nt
Organism: Gongylonema pulchrum
Lineage: Eukaryota; Metazoa; Nematoda; Chromadorea; Rhabditida; Gongylonematidae
Source: the annotation of a GenBank genome assembly